Molecule: messenger RNA, 1575 nt
Organism: Gossypium raimondii (Peruvian cotton)
Lineage: Eukaryota; Viridiplantae; Streptophyta; Magnoliopsida; Malvales; Malvaceae
Product: integrin-linked protein kinase 1
Exons: 9
Coding region: 331-990 (219 amino acids)
Molecular function (GO): protein binding
Source: RefSeq, a predicted model, not a curated record
UUUUUUUUCCUUUUCAAAAUUUUCCCUCAUCUUUACCCCCUCCUUCAACGAUAGUUCUUUUCACCCAGCCGUCAUCCUUUUUUCUUCUUUUUCUUUUUCUUUUUCUUUUCCUUCUUCCUUCUUCCUUCUUCUUUUUUUUUUCUUCUUUCAAGAAUUCACUACUUUUAGUUGGGAUCCAAGUUUGUUGUUGUUGAUAUCUUAUCAAUACCAUCCUGCUCAGCAACAGUGGAGUUUACUGCUUCUACUUAUCUGCGCUUCUUCUCUUGGGUCUCGCUCGCAGAUCCACCACCACAACCAAAAUCGAUUUCCUAGCUUCCGAUUCUCUUUUUAAUGGAUCCCACUUUUUGCCCCACUGUCGUGAUCAACAACGGCACUGGAUCUGUCCUCAUUUCUUCUGCUUUCAUAACAAAUCCUCAACAUUGUCUUCAUCGGAGGCCGAUGAUGAAAAAAUUGGGUAAUAACUUCGUCAACUCCGAAACAAUCGACGAUGAUGAAACCAUUUUUUUCAAAAUCGGUUUCGCAAUCAAAAUAGAAGAUUUCAGGCCGUCUCAUUCUUCUUCAAUGAAGCUGGUGGGACAGAAAGUUGAUUCAGGGGGUCUUUAUAGACUGCUUCAAUGUGCAAGUAAAGGGGAUAAAGCUGGCGUAAUACAAGAACUAGAUAAAGGUGUGGAGCCUAAUGGAGCUGAUUAUGAUAGGAGAACUGCCUUUCAUUUAGCUGCUUGUGAAGGUUGGAUUGAAGUUGUUGAUUUGCUUCUUGAGAAAGGUGCUGAUGUGAAUUCUUUAGAUCAUUGGGGCCGAACUCCAUUGUCCGACGCACAUAGCUUUCGACACAAUGAGGUUUGCAAGAUACUUAAAGCUCGAGGGGGAAUCGAUCCGGUAGGAAUGGACUCUCAAGCUCCGUGCUUUGAAAUCGAUCAUAGUGAGGUUGACAUGGAGGAAGCAACCCGUAUCGGAGAGAUCUUGGCUCAUCAUUUUGGGGGAUGGCUUUGAUUCUUGCAUCCACAAAUCUCCUCACUGCAAGAAUAGCUGCUGGUUGUUUUCUUCUUGCUCUCGUUGUCGUGCUCUUUUAUGCUAAAAAUGUAAGAUAUCAAGGAUGAUGGUAUUUCCUGAUAAAAUUUUGCAUUAAUAUUUAGAUACUUUCUUUCUUUCCUUUUUUAUUUUGUAUUCUUCAAAGAGUACUUUCAAAUUUUUAACUUGUAAUGUGUAUGAUUAUUCAAACAGUGGACACUUCGAGGACUGUCCAUCGGUUUUAUUAUUUUCCUUGCUCUAAUUUGGUUUUUGUAAGAAAGGACAACAGUUCAUAUUCUCCGUUACGCCAUUCUAUUUAUCGAUAUAGGCUCUCUUGUCGUAUUUUCUUUAUCGUUCCCAAAGAACAAUUUCAUCCUACCAUCUCUUCCGUGAAAAGAAAUGUUGCUUAUUUCUUAUUUUGGAAAUUGCAGGUGUCAUGAACAGUCUGUUUUCAGUCUAUGAUAUCUAUGAUGAUCUAAUAUCUCGAGGAGUCAACUCCAGUGAUGCCGAGAAGUUUGCAGAAAUUUGUCCUUGCCCCUGCAAUGGAGUUGGAUGGGGGUUUAUAUG